AUGCGCUAUAUGUCAUCGCAACUCGAAUCAACUGUACGCAUUGUGGCACUCUCCUCAUCUCUGGCCAAUGCAAAAGAUGUUGGCCAGUGGCUUGGCUGUUCCUCGCAAGCCACAUUCAAUUUUGCCCCAAAUUGUCGGCCACUUCCACUGGAGCUUUUUAUACAGGGCUUUAAUCUCUCACAUACUGCUUCACGACUUGCGGCAAUGACUCGACCAGUUUAUGCGGCAAUUGGCCGCCAUGGUGGUAAGCUACGUCCACGACCUGUCCUGGUUUUCGUACCAAGCCGACGUCAAUCACGAUCCACCGCUGUGGAUAUGCUCACAAUGGCACAUGCUGAUGGCCAAUCAAAACGAUUUUUGCACAUCAAUCCCCGUGAACCGAGCUUCGUUCGCCUUCUCGAAAACAUUCAGGUUCGUGUGCUGCCGUUUUGCUAA
Messenger RNA from Gongylonema pulchrum, 435 nucleotides. The record is from the annotation of a GenBank genome assembly. NCBI's taxonomy places the organism in Eukaryota, Metazoa, Nematoda, Chromadorea, Rhabditida, Gongylonematidae.